Molecule: messenger RNA, 4892 nt
Organism: Zingiber officinale
Lineage: Eukaryota; Viridiplantae; Streptophyta; Magnoliopsida; Zingiberales; Zingiberaceae
Product: ABC transporter G family member 36-like
Exons: 23
Coding region: 204-4634 (1476 amino acids)
Cellular component (GO): membrane
Molecular function (GO): ATP hydrolysis activity; ABC-type transporter activity; ATP binding
Source: RefSeq, a predicted model, not a curated record
UUUCGCCUUCCUCACUCCGAGCACACAGAUUUUACUGCCGGUAGAAUUGGCUGCUUACUGGAUCGAUCUGGUUCCCCUCUCUUCGCCAAUCCAACGACGAGCUUUUCCGUUGUUCAAGGGCAAGAUAGAGAUAGAGAGAGAGAGGGUCUUUUCCGUUGCUCGCGGGCUUGAGAUAGAGAGAGAGAGAGAGAGGGUGGAGAACCAUGGAGACGUCGGAGCUGCCCCGGAUCGGGAGCAUGAGGCGGAACGGGUCCCUGUGGCGUGGGGACGACGGCAUCUUCUCAUCGUCGUCGCGGGAGGGGUUGGACGAUGAGGAGGCGCUCAAGUGGGCGGCGCUCGAGAAGCUGCCCACCUACGACCGCGUCCGCCGCGGCAUCCUCGCGCUUAAGGAGGGUAGCCGCCGCCUCGAGGAGGUUGACGUCCAGAACCUCGGCUUCCACGAGCGGAAGGCCCUUCUCGAGAGACUCGUCCACGUCGCCGACGAGGAUAACGAGCGAUUUCUCAUGAAGCUACGGGACCGCAUGGAUCGAGUUGGAAUUGAUCUCCCUACCAUUGAGGUGAGGUACGAGCACCUCAGCGUGGAAGCAGAGGCACAUGUCGGCGGCAGAGGAAUGCCUACUUUAAUCAAUGCUAGCCUUAACGUGCUCGAGGGCUUCGCCAAUUUCUUGCGUAUUCUACCAAGUAACAAGAGAUCUUUGUCCAUCCUUCAUGAUGUCAGUGGAAUCGUCAAACCCUGCAGGAUGACUUUGCUUCUAGGUCCUCCAGGAUCAGGAAAGACUACUCUUUUGUUAGCGUUGGCUGGGAAACUAGAAUCUGAUCUAAAGGUUAAAGGGAAAGUUACUUACAACGGCCAUGAAAUGAAUGAGUUUGUCCCUGAGCGCACUGCAGCUUAUAUUAGCCAACACGACCUUCAUAUCGGGGAGAUGACUGUUCGGGAAACAUUGGCUUUCUCAGCAAGGUGCCAAGGCGUCGGUAGUCGUUAUGGCAAGCAUCGUCCAAUUCAUUAUGGAAACAAUUGCUUUAUUCGUGUUUCUGGAAAACUUUCUACUUACUCAGUUGAACUGGUUUUAUGGUUGAAAACAGAGAUGCUAACCGAGUUAGCUAGGAGGGAGAAGGAAGCAAACAUCAAGCCAGAUCCUGACUUAGAUAUAUUUAUGAAGGCAGCUUCCGUGGAAGGACAAGAAUCCAAUGUGAUCACUGAUUAUAUACUAAAGAUCCUAGGGUUGGAAGUCUGUGCAGACACCAUGGUAGGAGAUGAAAUGUUAAGAGGUAUCUCCGGUGGACAAAGAAAACGUGUUACAACAGGUGAAAUGCUUGUUGGACCUGCAAGAGCUCUAUUCAUGGAUGAGAUAUCAACUGGUCUGGAUAGCUCAACAACUUUCCAGAUAGUAAAGUCACUUAGGCAGUCCAUUCACAUUCUUGGUGGAACGGCUGUUAUUUCCCUCUUGCAACCUGCGCCUGAGACUUAUGACCUUUUCGACGACAUAAUCCUUCUCUCUGAUGGUCAGGUCGUCUAUCAAGGACCUCGUGAAAAUGUGCUUGAGUUUUUUGAAUCUAUGGGUUUCAAAUGUCCUGAGAGAAAGGGUGUUGCAGAUUUCCUGCAAGAAGUAACAUCAAGGAAGGAUCAACAACAGUACUGGGCGCGUCAUGAGGAUCCCUAUAGAUAUGUGCCUGUCAGAGAAUUUGCUGAAUCUUUCCAGUCAUUCCAUGUUGGUCGAGCUAUGGCAAAUGAACUCUCCAUUCCAUUUGAUAAGACCAAGGGCCACCCUGCUGCUCUUACAACAACAAAAUAUGGUGUUAGCAAUAAGGAACUCUUAAAAGCUAACAUUGACAGAGAACUAUUGCUAAUGAAGAGGAACUCAUUCUUCUAUGUAUUCAAGGCUUGUCAACUUACUUUCAUGGCAUUCAUUGCAAUGACAGUCUUCUUGCGGACAAAUAUGCACCGGGAUGAUGUAGGUGAUGGGGGUAUAUAUGUGGGUGCACUUUUCUUUGGAGUGGUCAUGAUCAUGUUCAAUGGGUUUACUGAAACUGCUAUGGUUAUUUUAAAGAUUCCUGUUUUCUUCAAGCAAAGGGACCUCCUUUUCUUCCCUGCAUGGUCAUAUGCAAUUCCAUCAUGGAUUCUUAAGAUUCCAAUUACAUUUAUUGAAGUUGCAGUGUGGGUUUUCACAACUUAUUAUGUCAUUGGAUUUGAUCCAAAUGUUGGAAGGCUGUUUAAGCAGUACUUGCUGCUACUAGUGGUCAAUCAGAUGGCAUCUGCACUCUUUCGUUUAAAUGGGGCAGUGGGUAGAAACAUGAUAGUUGCAAAUACCUUUGGGUCUUUUGCUCUACUAAUUUGCAUGCUGCUAGGUGGCUUUAUUAUUGCACGAAAUGAUGUGAAGAAAUGGUGGAUAUGGGGUUAUUGGAUCUCACCUCUUAUGUACGCACAAAAUUCAAUUUCAGUGAAUGAAUUAUUGGGUCACAGUUGGAGUCAUAACCAAACAGAUCCUCUAGGAGUACGCGUUUUGAGGGCACGAGGUAUUUUCCCUGAAGCAAAAUGGUAUUGGAUCGGUUUGGGGGCCUUGGUUGGUUAUGUAUUUCUGUUCAAUGCUCUUUUCACAAUGGCUCUUACAUAUCUCAAACCAUUUGGCAAAUCUCAUCCACCCAUAUCUGAGGAGACUUUAAAGGAAAAGCAUACCAAUCUAACUGGUGAAGUGUUGGACCAAUCAUCUAGAGGGAAGAAAUCUGAUCAACCCUCUUCAUCCAAGGCUGAUGGAAUUAUUAGGAAAGAUAGCACAAAUGCAUCUAGUGAUAUAAAUAAGAAGGGCAUGAUCCUUCCCUUCACUCCACUUUCCAUUACCUUUGACAACAUACAAUACUCUGUGGACAUGCCGCAGGAAAUGAAAAGUCAAGGUGUGGAAGAAAAUCGUUUGAUGCUCCUCAAGGGUAUAAGUGGUUGUUUUAGGCCAGGAGUACUUACAGCACUAAUGGGCGUCAGUGGUGCUGGAAAGACAACAUUGAUGGAUGUCUUGGCUGGGAGAAAAACAGGUGGCUACAUAGAAGGAAAUAUCACCAUCUCUGGUUACCCCAAGCAGCAGGAAACUUUUGCUCGUGUAUCUGGAUAUUGUGAACAAAAUGACAUACACUCUCCGCAAGUGACUGUAUAUGAAUCACUUAUUUAUUCUGCAUGGCUUCGAUUAUCUGCCGAUGUUGAUUCUGCAACAAGGAAGAUGUUUGUUGAAGAGGUCAUGGAGCUUGUAGAGUUGGCUUCAUUAAGAGAUGCACUUGUUGGUUUGCCAGGAGUAAAUGGGUUAUCGACUGAACAGCGAAAGAGACUGACUAUUGCUGUGGAACUUGUUGCCAACCCAUCUAUCAUAUUCAUGGAUGAACCGACAUCUGGGCUUGAUGCAAGGGCCGCGGCUAUAGUAAUGAGAACUGUGAGGAACACUGUAGACACUGGACGGACUGUUGUGUGCACUAUUCACCAGCCUAGUAUCGACAUAUUUGAAGCUUUUGAUGAGCUCUUCCUUAUGAAACGAGGUGGAGAAGAGAUUUAUGUAGGUCCACUUGGUCGUCAUUCUUGUCAUUUGAUCAACUACUUUGAGGGAAUUGAUGGUGUCAGUAAGAUAAAUGAUGGAUACAACCCAGCAACAUGGAUGUUGGAAGUGACUGCACAGGCACAAGAAGAUCAACUAGGGGUUGAUUUUAGUCAGAUCUACAAGAAUUCAGAACUUUAUCAGAGAAACCAAAAUUUGAUAAAGGAACUAAGCACGCCGCCUCCUGACUCGAGUGAUCUUUACUUCCCAACCCAGUAUUCUCAAUCUUUUCUCGUGCAAUGCAUGGCUUGCCUAUGGAAACAACACUUAUCAUACUGGCGGAACCCUCCAUACACUGCAGUGAGGUUCUACUUCACCAUAAUGAUAGCCUUGUUGUUUGGAACUGUGUUUUGGGACCUUGGUACCAAAAGGAAAACACAGCAAGAUUUAUUCAAUGCAAUGGGUUCUAUGUAUGCUGCUGUUUUGUUUCUCGGGGUCCAGAACGCUUCCUCUGUUCAACCAGUUGUUGCUAUUGAAAGAACGGUCUUUUACAGAGAGCGAGCAGCUGGAAUGUACUCAGCCUUGCCUUAUGCAUUUGGACAAGUUGUAAUUGAACUUCCAUAUGUCUUGGUCCAAUCAUUAGUAUAUGGUGUCAUAGUCUAUGCCAUGAUUGGGUUUGAAUGGACCGCUGUUAAGUUCUUCUGGUACUUGUUCUUCAUGUACUUCACGCUUCUCUACUUCACAUUCUAUGGAAUGAUGGCGGUGGGUUUGACCCCCAACUACAAUAUUGCGGCAAUCGUCUCGUCUGCAUUCUAUGGAAUAUGGAACAUUUUUUCUGGAUUCAUUGUCCCCCGACCUAGGAUCCCAGUGUGGUGGAGAUGGUACUACUGGGCAUGCCCUGUGGCUUGGACCUUGUAUGGAUUGGUUGUUUCACAGUUCGGAGAUAUAACAGAUGAGACACUCGACGAUUCAAAUACUACGGUGUCUGAAUUCAUUAGGAAUUACUUUGGAUUCAGACAUAACUUCUUGGGCGUGGUAGCGGCUGUGGUGCUCAUCUUUCCCGUGCUUUUUGCCUUCCUCUUUGCAUUCUCGAUAAAGACUAUCAACUUCCAGAGAAGGUGAGCGUUGUUGUGCUUAGGAUCGCAGAGUCCGGGAAGAUAAAAUAAAGACCUGCAAUGCAGAUAAUGCUUCUGCAUUCUGGCUCGUGCAAACCAAUGCCUGUGCAUUCUUGUUAUAAUAUUUGCUAAUAUAGAUUAUGGUCCUUUUUGCGUGUAUGUUUGAGUUCGGUAUGGUGUAUAUUAAUUUCAAUUCAUUUUUUUUUACUUGUCAACUUAAAUAUUUAAUACGAGAUACUACUAUACAUCUGUGUUUGACAAUUAA